AAAUACCGGUACCAGGAUGAAGAUACACCUCCACAGGAGCACAGUUCUCCCCACAUUACCAGUGAGGUCACGGGUCCAGAGCUGGUUCAUGUAUCAGAGAAGAACCUGUCACAGAUUGAGAAUGUCCAUGGGUUUGUUUCCCAUUCUCAUAUUUCACCAGUAAAGCCCACAGAAGCUGUUCCUUCCUCUUCUCCCAUUGUCCCUGUGAUCCCUGUCCCACCAGUCCCUGCUGAGACCACUGUCAUCCCAUCCACCAUACCACAGGCAAACCCUCCUCCCGUGUUGGUGAAUACAGAUUCUUUGGAGACACCAACAUACGUCAAUGGCACAGAUGCAGAUUAUGAGUAUGAAGAAAUUACUCUUGAAAGGGGAAAUUCAGGACUUGGCUUUAGCAUUGCAGGUGGUACAGACAACCCACAUAUUGGGGAUGAUUCAAGUAUUUUUAUUACAAAAAUUAUAGCCGGGGGUGCAGCUGCACAGGAUGGAAGAUUACGGGUUAACGAUUGUAUUCUACGAGUAAAUGAGGUGGAUGUUCGUGAUGUGACACACAGUAAAGCAGUUGAAGCACUGAAAGAAGCGGGAUCAAUUGUAAGAUUGUAUGUCAAAAGAAGAAAACCAGUCACAGAAAAAAUAGUGGAAAUCAAACUUGUAAAAGGGCCUAAAGGUCUUGGUUUCAGUAUUGCCGGUGGUGUGGGAAAUCAGCAUAUACCUGGAGACAACAGCAUAUAUGUAACCAAAAUCAUUGAAGGCGGGGCAGCACAUAAGGAUGGCAAGCUUCAGAUUGGAGACAAACUUUUAGCUGUGAACAGUGUUUGCUUAGAAGAAGUUACUCAUGAAGAAGCAGUGACUGCCUUAAAAAACACAUCUGACUUUGUUUAUCUGAAAGUUGCAAAACCCACCAGCAUGUUCAUGAAUGACAGUUAUGCCCCUCCUGACAUCACGAACUCUUAUUCUCAGCCAGUGGAUAACCAUAUCACUCCAUCUGCCUAUCUGGGACAGUCUCUGCCCCCAGCAUCACCAGGGCGAUACUCACCGAUUCCCAAGGGAAUGCUUGGAGAUGAUGAGAUUACCAGGGAGCCCAGAAAGGUUGUCCUGCAUCGAGGAUCAACAGGUCUUGGUUUCAACAUCGUUGGAGGAGAAGAUGGAGAAGGAAUUUUCAUCUCUUUUAUCCUUGCAGGAGGGCCCAGCUGA
Messenger RNA from Melopsittacus undulatus (budgerigar), 1191 nucleotides. RefSeq names its product disks large homolog 1-like. The record is from RefSeq and is a predicted model, not a curated record. The transcript has 10 exons. NCBI's taxonomy places the organism in Eukaryota, Metazoa, Chordata, Aves, Psittaciformes, Psittaculidae. The annotation marks the transcript as partial. Gene Ontology annotation, biological process: embryo development; neurotransmitter receptor localization to postsynaptic specialization membrane; chemical synaptic transmission. Gene Ontology annotation, cellular component: neuromuscular junction; postsynaptic density membrane; neuron projection. Gene Ontology annotation, molecular function: protein binding.